This is a messenger RNA of Penicillium coprophilum, 186 nucleotides long. RefSeq lists its product as uncharacterized. Bases 1 to 186 code for a protein of 61 amino acids. Lineage: Eukaryota; Fungi; Ascomycota; Eurotiomycetes; Eurotiales; Aspergillaceae. The transcript has a single exon. The record is from RefSeq and is a predicted model, not a curated record.
AUGUCGCGAUACCACAGGAAUCUUGAGCCAAUGGGCACCACAUGGCGGUCUACUUCUGCAUUUGCGCGUCCAGGCCUACACUGGCUGGCCAAAUUAAAUCCUGCCACGCGCAACAUGAAGGAUCCCAGCACCACCCCUCGCAUUGACGCCAAGAGGGCCAUAUUACGUCGUGCUACAGCAGAUUGA